This is a messenger RNA of Rhododendron vialii, 1125 nucleotides long. RefSeq lists its product as uncharacterized. The record is from RefSeq and is a predicted model, not a curated record. The transcript has a single exon. Lineage: Eukaryota; Viridiplantae; Streptophyta; Magnoliopsida; Ericales; Ericaceae. Bases 1 to 1125 code for a protein of 374 amino acids.
AUGACAACUAGUUUGGCCGGAGAGGGAACUAGUGAUUGGCAUAACCUUCCUACAAAGCUUAGAGACCAUGAAAGGAAUGUAGAACAUAUCUCCAAUGUCGUGAGGUGGGUGGACUUGCAAAAGGGGCUUCAACAAAAAGCAACAAUUGACAAGAAAAUGGAAGAUCUAAUCGACAAAGAGAGAGUUCGUUGGAAGAUGAUACUAGUUCGAAUAAUUGGGGUUGUGAAGACUCUUUCUCGAAAUAGUUUGCCAUUCCGUGGAACUAAUGAGAAGAUUUAUGAGAAGAAUAAUGGACUUUUUUGUCAACUUAUUGAAUUUGUUGCGGAAUUUGAUCCUAUUAUGCAAGAGCACCUUCGACGUGUGGUAGAUAAAGAGAUUCAAAAUCAUUAUUUUAGCCACAAAAUUCAAAAUGAAUUGAUAAGCUUGUUGGCAAAAGAGAUUAAAGAUAAAAUCUUGAAGAAGAUUUUUAAAGCAAAGUACUUUUCGGUUAUCCUUGAUUGUACUCCGGAUCUUAGUCAUGAUGAACAAAUGUCGAUUGUUAUAAGAUGUGUGAAUGUUGAGGAUGAAAGUAAAGUCAAGGUGGAGGAAUUCUUUCUUGGGUUUAUUAAGGUUCAAGACACGUCGGGGCUUGGGCUUUUCAAGCGACUUGAAGGAGCUUUGGUUGAUCUCAAACUCAACAUUGAUGAUAUAAGAGGACAAGGUUAUGACAAUGGCUCAAAUAUGAAAGGUAAAAAUCAAGAUGUACAAAAAAGGCUACUUGAUGUAAAUUCCAAAGCAUUCUAUAUUCCAUGUGGUUGUCAUAGCUUAAACCUUGCACUAUGUGAUAUGGCAAAAUCUAGUGCGAAAGCAAGAGACUUUUUUGGAUAUGUGCAAAAAGUUUAUACUUUGUUUUCGGGUUCACCACAACGGUGGGAUAUUCUUAGAGCAUAUGUGAAGGGUUUGACACCAAAGGCAUUGUCAGUUACUCGUUGGGAAAGUCAUGUUGAGAGUGUUAGAGCAAUAAGAAAUCAAGCACCGGAAUUAAGAGAUGCAUUGAUCAAAAUUGCAAAUGUUUCUAAAGAAGAUAUUGUGUUUUCGGAAGCUAAAGGCUUGUGCAAGAAUGCUUUGGAGGAUUUGAGUUCUUGA